AUGCAGAUUGCUUCUACAAACAUUUGUGAAAGAAUGGGUCGCUCUCAGGAGCUCAGUGAAUUCAAGCGUGGUACCAUGAUAGGUUGCCACCUGUGCAAUAAAUCCAUCCGUGAAAUUUCCUUGCUACUAAAUAUUUCAUGGUCAACUGUUAGUGGUAUUAUAACAAAGUGGAAGCAACUGGGAACAACAGCAACUCAGCCACGAAGUGGUAGGCCAUGUAAAAUGACAGGAGCGGGGUCAGCGCAUGCUGAAGAGCACAGUGUGCAGAAGUUGGCAACUGUCUGCAGAGUCAAUAGCUAAAGACCUCCAAACUUCAUGUGGCCUUCAGAUUAGCACAACAACAGUGUGUAGAGAGCUUCAUGGAAUGGGUUUCCAUGGCCGAGCAGCUGCAUCCAAGCCUUAAAUCACCAAGUGCAAUGCAAAGCGGCAGAUGCAGUGGUGCAAAGCACUCCACCACUGGACUCAACAGCAGUGGAGACAUGUUCUCUGGAGUGACGAAUCACACUUCCCUAUCUGCAAUCCGAUGGACGUGUCUGGAUUUGGCAGUUGCCAGGAGCACGGUACUUGCCUGACUGCAUUGUGCCAAGUGUAAAG
Staurois parvus is the source of this 594-nucleotide messenger RNA. The record is from the annotation of a GenBank genome assembly. NCBI's taxonomy places the organism in Eukaryota, Metazoa, Chordata, Amphibia, Anura, Ranidae.